Messenger RNA from Nelumbo nucifera (sacred lotus), 1878 nucleotides. The record is from RefSeq and is a predicted model, not a curated record. NCBI's taxonomy places the organism in Eukaryota, Viridiplantae, Streptophyta, Magnoliopsida, Proteales, Nelumbonaceae.
UUGCAUGUGCAAGGCAAACAUGUGAUAAUGGACAAUGGUAUUGUAAGAGUCACUCUAUCAAAUCCUGGGGGCGUCGUCACAGGAAUAAAUUAUGGUGGUAUCAAUAACAUACUAGAAGUCCGUAAUAGAGAAACUAACAGAGGGUAUUGGGACGUUGAUUGGGAUGAACCGGGAGGUCGUGGACAGCAAUAUGUGAUACAAGCGACAGAGUUCAAAGUAAUAGUGCAGAAUGAGACUCGGGUGGAGGUCUCAUUCUCAAGAAAAUGGGAGCCCUCCUCUGGAUCAGGCCUCGUACCCUUAAAUAUCGAUAAAAGAUUUGUAAUGCUUCGAGGAUCACAUGGUUUCUACACAUAUGCCAUAUUCGAGCAUUUGAAUGGAUGGCCGGAUUUUGAUCUUGGUGUUGCUCGGACAGUUUUCAAGCUUAGAGGAGACAAGUUUCACUACAUGGCUAUCUCGGAUAGCAGACAAAGGCAUAUGCCCUCGCAGGAUGAUCGAUCACCACAACGAGCCGAACCCCUUGCAUACAAAGAGGCCGUUCGUCUCACAAAUCCCGGCGAGCCGGAAUUUAGAGGGCAGGUGGACGACAAGUACCAGUAUUCCUCCAACAGAGAAGACAUCAGGGUUCAUGGGUGGAUAAGCUUCGAACCACCGGUGGGCUUCUGGGUCAUCACGCCCAGCAACGAGUUCCGAACUGGUGGGCCUCUCAAGCAGGAGCUCACCUCCCACGUUGGGCCUACCUCCCUUGCUGUGUAUAUUAGUUGUCACUACAUGGGAACGGAUAUCUUGCCCAUGUUCCGAAACGGCGAGCCCUGGAAGAAAGUUUUUGGGCCCAUUUUCAUUUAUCUCAACUCGGGCCCAGAAGGUACUAAGGCCAAUUCCCUGUGGGAAGAUGCAAAAGCCCAAAUGAGGAAUGAAGUUCAAAGUUGGCCAUACAGCUUUCCAGCUUCAGAAGACUUCCCUAAAUCUGCACAAAGGGGUUCUGUUAUUGGUAGAUUACUGGUUAGGGAAAUGUUUAUCAACAGAGAGGAUAUGCCCGGCAGUUCUGCAUAUGUUGGGUUAGCUUUACCUGGAGAAGCUGGAUCUUGGCAAAAGGAAGGCAAGGGCUACCAGUUCUGGACAAAAGCUGAUUCUAAUGGAUCUUUCUCCAUUAAAAAUAUCAGGGCAGGAGACUAUAAUCUGUACGCCUGGGUCCCUGGUUUUAUAGGAGAAUACAAGUAUCCCACAGUUAUAUCGGUCAGACCAGGAGGGUAUGUUGAUCUGGGCACUCUUGUACAUGAGCCUCCGAGAGAUGCCCCAACCUUGUGGGAAAUUGGCGUUCCUGACCGUUCAGCUGCUGAGUUCUUCAUCCCAGAUCCCGACUCCCGCUAUGUCAACCCACUCUACAUAAAUCAGGACAGGUUUAGGCAGUAUGGGUUGUGGGAGAAGUAUGGGCUUAUGUAUCCCGACAAGGAUCUAGCUUAUACUGUAGGUGUUAGUGACUACCGAAAAGAUUGGUUCUACGCACACGUUACAAGGAAUAACAACGGCACCUAUCUCCCAACUACAUGGACAAUUCACUUCAGACUUGAAAAUGUGGUUCCAGGAGGAAUUUAUAAGUUGAGACUGGCGAUUGCAUCAGCCAAUUUUGCCGAAGUGCAAGUUCGGUUCAACGACAUGGUUGUGCGUCCUCACUUCACCACCGGCAGAAUUGGUAGGGAUAAUUCGAUUGCUCGGCAUGCAAUUCACGGAUUCUACUCAUUUUAUAGUGUUGAUGUAGAGAGUAAUUGGCUUCGACAAGGAGAUAACACAAUCUAUCUGAGACAAGCCAGAGGCUCCACUACUUUCCAAGGAGUCAUGUAUGAUUACAUCCGUUUCGAAGGGCCCAGCCGUCCCAGUUGA